Molecule: messenger RNA, 762 nt
Organism: Fibroporia radiculosa
Lineage: Eukaryota; Fungi; Basidiomycota; Agaricomycetes; Polyporales; Fibroporiaceae
Exons: 2
Coding region: 1-762 (253 amino acids)
Cellular component (GO): cytoplasm
Source: RefSeq, a predicted model, not a curated record
AUGUCCUCCAACACGAUCGUCCUCUUAGAUAUCCCAUGCGUCGUCGAGGGUCGCGCCUGGUCACCCAACACAUGGAAGACGCGAUUUGCUUUGAAUUAUAAAGGCCUUCCUUUCACGGUAAAGUGGGUCGAGUACCCCGACAUUGCGCAAGCAUGCAAAGACAUUGGUGCCGAUCCAACCGGUACUCGUGCGGACGGGUCUCCUAGCUACACGCUCCCUGCGAUCUACGAUCCGUCCACUGGUAGGGGCAUAGCAGAGUCUGCCCUUAUUGCACGAUAUCUCGAUAAGACAUAUCCCGACACCCCUAGACUCAUUCCUGCAGAGACAGAUGCGUUUCACGCUGCAUUCCAAGAGGCAUUCUUUCAUUUGAUCCAGUCGAAGAUGAAAAUCAUGUCGUGUCCAACCGCUGCUCAGCUCAACCCACCCAGCGAAGCAUUCUACCGGAAGACCCGAGAGACAAUUUUUGGCAAGCGACUAGAGGAGAUUUCACCAGAGGGAACUGUUCGAGAAACGCAGCUGAAGCAGCUGCAGGAGGGAUUUACCAAGAUCGCAGGAUGGUUCUCUAUGGAUGGAAAUGAUAAAUUGUUCUUCAUGGGGAAUACCAUAAGCCACGCCGACACUAGCGUUGCAGGUUGGUUGAUGUGGAUAAGGCAGAUACUAGGACGGGAUGGACCCGAGUGGACGGCAAUUCAGACGUGGGAUGGUGGAAGGUGGGCAAGGUACAUGCAGUAUUUCGAGAAAUACGAGGUAGCCAGUAUUUGA